UGCCCGAUUCCUCAUCGCGUCGCUACGCAAUCACCCCACUCUUCUAUUCUCCUCGCGCGAGUUUGCUUCAACGUCUCGUCCUCUUCGUCCCGAUCCGUGCGUGAUGGCGCCGAAGGCGGAGAAGAAGCCUGCGGAGAAGAAGCCCGCGGAGGAUAAGGCGGAGAAGGCCCCCAAGGCGGAGAAGAAGCCCAAGGCCGAGAAGCGGCUGCCGGCGUCCAAGGAGGGCGGCGACAAGAAGGGCAAGAAGAAGGCCAAGAAGAGCGUGGAGACCUAUAAGAUCUACAUCUUUAAGGUGCUCAAGCAGGUGCACCCGGACAUCGGCAUCUCCUCCAAGGCCAUGUCCAUCAUGAACUCCUUCAUCAACGACAUCUUCGAGAAGCUCGCGCAGGAGGCGGCGCGCCUCGCUAGGUACAACAAGAAGCCCACCAUCACGUCCCGCGAGAUCCAGACCUCGGUGCGCCUCGUCCUCCCCGGCGAGCUCGCCAAGCACGCCGUCUCCGAGGGCACCAAGGCCGUCACCAAGUUCACCUCCUCCUAGAUUCAUAGAUGUCCCCUUUGACCGUGUCUGUUCUUGCCUCUUCCCUGUAUUAUGGGCCGAGGAUUAGUUUGUAAUUGGUGAUGCUAGUUCGUGAACAAUGAAAUGAAUGGUAGUGCUACGUUUGGUAUC
This is a messenger RNA of Phragmites australis (common reed), 667 nucleotides long. Its product is annotated as histone H2B.11-like. Gene Ontology annotation, molecular function: DNA binding; structural constituent of chromatin; protein heterodimerization activity. NCBI's taxonomy places the organism in Eukaryota, Viridiplantae, Streptophyta, Magnoliopsida, Poales, Poaceae. Gene Ontology annotation, cellular component: nucleosome. The transcript has a single exon. Bases 104 to 538 code for a protein of 144 amino acids. Gene Ontology annotation, biological process: nucleosome assembly. The record is from RefSeq and is a predicted model, not a curated record.